Messenger RNA from Lachancea meyersii CBS 8951, 1194 nucleotides. NCBI's taxonomy places the organism in Eukaryota, Fungi, Ascomycota, Saccharomycetes, Saccharomycetales, Saccharomycetaceae. The record is from the annotation of a GenBank genome assembly.
AUGGCUAUUUACACCGUUUCCAAGACCGCUCCGGUCAACAUUGCAACCCUCAAAUACUGGGGGAAAAGAGACAAAAAUUUGAAUUUGCCAACCAAUUCUUCAAUUUCGGUGACUUUGGCGCAAGAUGACCUACGCACGUUGACGUCCGUUGCAACGAGCGAAACGUUCUCUCAAGACCAAUUGUGGCUCAACGGCAAACUAGAGUCGCUUGAGAGCGAGAGAACUCAACAAUGUUUGCAAGAUCUGCGCAAUUUGCGUUCAAAACUUGAGGCAGGCGACUCCAGCUUGCCUCCAAUGUCCAAGUGGAAUCUUCACAUUGUAUCUGAAAACAACUUCCCUACAGCAGCAGGACUGGCGUCUUCUGCUGCUGGAUUCGCUGCCUUGGUUGCUGCUAUCGCAAAACUCUACGAAUUGCCCGAGUCGGCUUCAGAAAUUUCCAAGAUCGCCCGUAAAGGGUCCGGGUCUGCUUGCAGAUCGCUUUUUGGCGGUUAUGUGGCGUGGGAAAUGGGAUCUGAAGCUGAUGGGUCCGACUCCAAGGCCGUUGAAGUUGCUUCUCAGAGCCACUGGCCCGACAUGAAGGCUGCAAUCCUCGUUGUGAGCGCUGCCAAGAAGGACACGCCGUCCACGAGCGGAAUGCAACACACCGUGGCCACUUCCGACCUGUUCCAGGAGCGUAUCCGCAACGUUGUGCCCAAGAGAUUUGAGGAGAUGAAACAGGCGAUUCAAAGUCGGGACUUUGCGUCUUUUGCGGAACUCACCAUGCGUGACUCCAACUCCUUCCAUGCCACUUGCCUGGACUCAUACCCUCCCAUUUUUUACAUGAACGAUACCUCUCGCCAAAUCGUCAAGCUUUGUCACCAGAUCAAUGCUUUCUAUAAGGAGACGAUCGUCGCUUACACCUUCGAUGCUGGUCCCAAUGCCGUCCUAUACUACCUGGAACAGAACGAGACCAAAUUGAUGGCUUUCAUUUACCAAGCGUUUCAGAGGAACUCUGGCUGGGACUCCAAAUUCUCCGCAAAAGAUCUAGCUGCAUUUGAAGAGCAUUUCACUUUCAACGUUGCCCCAGAAAUGGCCUUUGACCUUGACCUGGACAUGCAUAAGAACGUUUCUCGAGUGAUUUUUACCCAGGUGGGCCCAGCUCCCCAAGACACCGCAGAAUGUUUGAUCGACACAACUACUGGCAAUCCCAAAUAA